Molecule: messenger RNA, 1914 nt
Organism: Melampsora larici-populina 98AG31
Lineage: Eukaryota; Fungi; Basidiomycota; Pucciniomycetes; Pucciniales; Melampsoraceae
Exons: 7
Coding region: 1-1707 (568 amino acids)
Source: RefSeq, a predicted model, not a curated record
AUGCCUGGCCCCACAUCUCAGACAACUUCUCAGGUGGACAACCAACCACCGACUUCUACAUUGAAAGCUAGUCGUGUCAUCCCUGGCCUCACUUCAGCUCCACCGAGUGCCACCUCAGCCUCCAAGCGAUCCCGUAAGAAAAAGACAGCCUCCACUUCGGGACAAACCAAAUCCGAGCAACCCUCUACUAUCACCCCUGCUACCGAAAAUGCUGAAAACGCGAGCGCACCUUCAGCUCCUGUCAUGGUUGGAGGGCUUGGCAUCACCCUUGAACCUCCCUCCCUCACGUUGAAUUCCCACUCUACCGCUACCCCCAUCCCAUCCCAGAUUGUCUCGCCUGUUCAGCAAGUUCAGAAACGGAUCCGGGCUGCCACCAAAAAAAUGCAACGAAUUGCUGGCUACGAGACUAGUUCAACACCCUUGAACGAGGAUCAAAAACGAGCAAUUGCUUCGAAGCCAGCUUUGGAAGCUACCGUGAAAGAAUUACAAGACCUACUCAAGAUCCUAGAGGAGGAUGAAUUGCUAGACGAACAGAGAAUCAAUGCCGUAAGAGAAGAAGAGGAGAGGAAAGUCAAGGGACGGGUUGAUGCCGCUAUAGCUGCUGAGCAAAAAAAUGCCGAGUCUAACUUGACAUUCUUGCUCCAAUUCCUACACCUCUACUCACUCUUCAACGCUGCCAAUCAAGCUGGUGAAUCGUUUGCUCCUGUUAUCAUGGCACCGGUCCUCGAGACCGCCACGGGUCAGGAAGUUGCUGCCAUCAAUGCGCUCUUUCACCAAUUGGCCAACGGACCUAUUGCUGGAGGUGGCGGAGAUGCGUUCCAAAGCAUCCAAAGUCUUGCCAGCGGUGCAGAGGUCGAAGUGAUUCCAGGAGUUCCAUUCGCACGAAUCAAAGAAAUGAUCACUCAACUCACGGCACCUCCAGCUGCUGACAUUUCGAAUCCAAGCUCCACCGAAAAGAACAAUUUGAUGUUCCUUCAACAUUCCGAAGUUGCUGAAGAACCUAGCGUAGCAGCCAGUCCAGAUCCAGCCCAUUUACCCGUCGAUCCUCCAUCCCACUCCCUUACAUCCUCUCCCAACCUUUCAAUCGACCACGUGGCAAGAAACAAGGCGCUCCUAGAAACAGCUCAGAUCGUCAGUGCAGAGCCAAAUCAUGCUGAGAACUGGAACGCCAACCCUUCGAAAGAAGAAGCCCCUCAAUCCUCGGAUUGGUCCAAGCCCACGGAAAUGUUGAGCAGCGAUCAGGCUGAGGUUGUGGCUCGUACGAUUGAUUGGGCGGAGGAUGUGGUCGUUGAUGCAGAUACUCAGGUGCCAGCGCCUGAUGUAACACCAGCUCCGCCAACUUUUCCCAGUCGGGGUUUCAGAGGCAAUGGUGGACGCGGUGGAUAUCGCGGUGGCUCACGAGGAGGACCUCACCACGACGGUUAUCGGGGUGGUCGAGGUUCAGGCUAUCGAGGGGGUCCGCCUCAUAGGGGUGGGCCUGGUGGAUACCGUGGUGGCGGUGGCGGAAGUGGAGGUGGAACAUGGCGAGCUGGUCCUGACGGUCCGGGUAACUACCGACCCCGACCAGAAGGAGAUUUUCCUAACAACGGAUAUCGAGGUCGAGGUGGGCCAAGAGGCGGUGGAGGUGGAGGAUUUCAGAACCGAGGACCUCCAAACCCUUCUCAAUCUAAUUACCGCCCAGAACCAGUGGCUGGGAACUGGAACUAAACAAAACAGCCAAGGUACAUCACAACAAGCGCAUCUUCAUUUGUGCGACUUGUUUUUAUUGUGCUUCUUGAACUUGAUGUUUCCACGCUGCAAAAAAGCUGCUGCUUGUUAACGUGUCUUUGGAAGUGAGGGAAAUGAUACUCCGUGUAUGUGUACGCCUUGAUGUCCUGCCAAAAACGAGAAAACGCUAUUGAAUAAACUGCCGAG